Molecule: messenger RNA, 1898 nt
Organism: Melanotaenia boesemani (Boeseman's rainbowfish)
Lineage: Eukaryota; Metazoa; Chordata; Actinopteri; Atheriniformes; Melanotaeniidae
Product: dynein regulatory complex subunit 2-like
Exons: 10
Coding region: 162-1898 (578 amino acids)
Biological process (GO): regulation of cilium movement; cilium-dependent cell motility; axonemal dynein complex assembly
Cellular component (GO): axoneme; axonemal dynein complex
Source: RefSeq, a predicted model, not a curated record
AACGACAGACGAAGACACACACGCACGCUGCAGUUGUUUUUACUUCAUUUGUAAAGUUUAAAAUAUUCACAGAAAGCGAGCCCGCGAUCGUGUGACGGCUGAAGGAGAAGCUUCUUUAUAUUAUUCAGAGGAAACGCACGCGGAUCAGGAGGACGGGAAUUAUGCUGAAGAAAGUGAAGACAGGACUUGGAAAGAGGAUGGAGGAGCCAGUCCUGCAGCUCCAGCAAAAAGUUCAGGCUGAGGAGGAGAUGGCCAAGAAGAAGGAGGAGACGCUCACGCUGUACCUGCAGGAUAAGCUGCAGACGGAGCAGGAGAGAUCUGCGGUGAAGCUAGAGAAGCUGGCCGACACCUGGAGGACGAUUCUGAGUCAGACCCAAGACCUGGAGCUUCGAAGUGACAUUACUGUGUUACACCAGACAUUUGAGAAGAAGCUGGAUAAGCUGAACUCUUUGAUUAAGAAACUGAAGGGUGAGCUGCAGGAGGCGAAGCUUCAGGAGACGCAGGCGCAGCAAAGCCACCUGGAUCAUGUGGAGCGUCUUUGGCUUCACCACAAAGAACACCUGGCAAGUCUUCAACAGCAAUGGAACAAAGCCCUCGAGGACCAGCAGUCCCUCCACAGAUCUGAGAGGGAGCAGAUGCUGGUCCAGAUCCAGCAGCGACGAGUCCAUCUGCAGGAUCUGCAGCAGCAAAUCCAACUCCGGGACGGCAUGUUGUCUGCAGAACAGAGCAGCGAAGAGAAGAUGGAGAAGCACGAGCUCUAUCUGAUAGAAAACUUGCCUAUGUCCACUGUGGACGAGGAUGAGAAAUGCAUGACCGAUACAAAGGAGGUGAAGGGCUGUGAAGGGCUCCACAAUGUUGAUUUUGACAAGCUGAUCAUCAGAAAGCAGCAACAACAGAAAUCAAACCAGAGGAGAUAUAUGAGGCUGAAGGUGAAGGAUGAUAAUUUGGAGGUUAAGGAGCGGAAGCUGACCGGUACCAUCGUCAUCCUGAAAUACAGGUGUGGGCAGCUCCGAGAUCAGAUAAAAAAAAAUCGCAGAGCAUCCAGGAAACAGCUUGUCGAGGUCAUCAAUGCGGGCGACGCUGUCACCAAAAAACUGAAGGCCGUCCUCGCAAAGGAGGAGAGAAUGCUGCGUCGCAUCAAGAUAUGCCACAAGUUGGAGAGCAAAGUCGCUCCAUUGCUGUCACCGUGGCUGCCCAAUGACAGCUACAUACAGGAUCUCAGCGACUUUCAGGAGAAAACCAUCUGUCAGCUUGAUCUCAGCUACCUUCAGGUGAAAAUCAAUGCCGCCCUGAUCAACCGGGAUACCCUCAAGAAACAGAGAGCCCACCUGAUCCAAAAGAAACAGCAGCAGGAGCUGAGUCAGGACCCCGACUUUGCCGUGGUUGGACACCCGGCUCCUCUGCUUGCCUCCCAGGCCCCAUCCGUCCCCUGUGCCUCAACCCUCUCCCUGGCCCCGGCUGGCCCCCGUGCUCCUCUGCUUGCCUCCCGGGCCCCAUCCGUCCCCUGUGCCUCAACCCUCUCCCUGGCCCCGGCUGGCCCCCGUGCUCCUCUGCUUGCCUCCCGGGCCUCAUCCGUCCCCUGUGCCCCAACCCUCUCCCUGGCCCCGGCUGGCCCCCGUGCUCCUCUGCUUGCCUCCCGGGCCCCAUCCGUCCCCUGUGCCCCAACCCGCUCCCGGGCCCCGGCUGGCCACCGUGCUCCUCUGCUUGCCUCCCGGGCCCCAUCCGUCCCCUGUGCCCCAACUCCCUCCCGGGCCCCGGCUGGCCCCUGUGCUCCUCUGCUUGCAUCCUGGGCCCCAACUGUCCCAUGUGCCACCGCCCCUCGGGCCCUGGCUGCACCCCGGGCCCCGACCACACACAGACGCCACACUGUUGGCACACAUCGUCAGACAAAGUUUUGA